AUGGCGCCCGAGCAGAGCUCCAAAGUGUACAGGCUGAGAUAUUUGCCUGCCCACGUGGACCGCCUGGAUACCGCCAAGAUGCUGGUCGGCUGCAUCCCUGGCCUUCAGUUAGAGGAGAUUCAAAUCAGCUCCCUCGCUUCAGCCGUCGAUAGUCGAUCGAGCAAAACGGCAACAGUCAUGUUCAAGUCUACAAUCCAUCUUGGGGACCGAGAACCAAGCAAAAACCAGUGGGACCUACCUGUUUCUGGGCUCCCGGGACCGAUUGUGCUGGACACCCACUUCUAUGGCCUGACACCAUUGAAUGAAGUAGAUGAGAAUAGUCAUACUACCGACUGUGUAGUCAUCUCUGGACUGGGGAGCCACCCUAUGGGGUCCUGGCAGCCAAGGGGUGCAAAAAGCUUCAUGUGGAUUCGCGAUGAAUUGCCAGACUUGCUCCCUGGUGUUAGGUUUAUCAUUUAUGGCUAUGAUACCAAACUUUAUCAAAGCAAAUCAUUCCAGGUUCUUCCCGAUCUCGCGAGAUCAUUUAUCACUAGUCUUCAAGCUGGCGGCUGGCUGUCGAAACCGCUGCUCUUUCUUGCUCACAGUCUUGGUGGUGUUCUAAUGAAGCAGUCCAUUGCUGCAUUGUCCGGAAACCAUAGAGACCAAGAAAUCCUAGACGUCAUGAAAGGGGGUAUCUUUUUCGGUGUGCCAAGUGUAGGUAUGGCCGUGGAUGAUAUCUACAAGAUGCUGGGCGAGCAGCCCAACACGGUACUCCUCGACUGUCUCUCAGAUAGAUCCGACUAUGUGCCGAAGCUGGAAGAGGACUUUGCCUGUGUAUCAUCUUCUCAACGCAUGAGGUUGAUUUGGGCAUAUGAAACGCAGGAGACGCCGAGUCUUUCUGAAUCCGGCAAGUCCUGGAGCCGGACAGGAACGGGCGUUGUUAUGGUCCCGCCAUCGUCAGCUACAGGAGGACGUAUCAAAUCCAAUAUGUUGCCUCCCGGCCCAAUCACCGCAAACGAUGAGAGAAUUCUUCAAAUCGAUGCCGACCAUUCGAACAUGGUCAAAUUCACCAGAGGAGACGAGUUAAUAAGAACUGUGGCCGGCAAAAUGAAGCAAAUCCUGAGCAGCGAUAUUCCAUUUGAAGGCGUGUGCCGGCAAGGCGAGAGCUGUGUCACAUCCAAUGGCGCCCCCAAAUCGACAUCCGCCUUUCGUGUGCGGUGCGAAGAGUUACUUUCUGCUCUAGUUCAAAUCAAUCAUGUCCCAAAUGACACAUCAAAAACAUUUGAAUUUGCAGACGAGGUCUCGGAAUUCCUCGAAUUUAGUGGGAAGAUAAUCAAAAUGGCGAAUCAGAUGAGCCAUCAGAUCUCUAGCACUCGCGCCCAGCUCGCGGGGUGGAUUGACGAUGUUGAGGACCUGCGAUGGCUAUUUGAAGACAUGUGCUCUUCUCCAACAGCACAUAGUACGAGAGUCGUAUCGGUUUUGAAAAGCUGCACAGACUCGUGCUUCAAGACGCUGAACGUACUUGAAAGCACAAGCGUAUCCACGGAGAAGAAUUUCUUCGGCCGCUCACUUAAUCGAGAUUCCCUGAAACGAAUAUUUGGGUUAGGUAACGACAAAGAGGGAGUGAUACGGCAAUGUUUUGAGAAAUUGUCAAGAAGUAGAUCUAUCCUGAUUCUGUCCCUCGAGUUGUUGAUAGCCGACCUGACGUCCGAAAAUUUCCGAAAACUCAAGGAUUUCCUAGAAUUGACAUCCGAAGAGUCAGAGUGUAUUGGAGCUCUCCGCAUUACGGACCCGACCCGUGAUCGCGAAAGCAUCACGACUGACAAGGGAGAAAUUGUCAAGGGGACUUGUAGGUGGCUUCUAUCAACGGCGCAAUUUCAGUCAUGGAUAGAGGAUUCGGGGGUCUCCCGGACACUUUGGAUAUCGGCGCCACCAGGCAUGGGUAAAACCCAUCUCUCCAUCUUUCUAUCUAAACGCUUGCAGCGCCUGUGUGAGGUCCAAAAAGACAGCAUUGCUCUGUUCUUCUUUUGUGACAACAAGGUGGAAACGCGAAAUACGGGGAGCAGCAUACUCCGCGGAUUGAUAUAUCAGUUGACUCAGUACCGCAAAGAACUGAUGCGGAUCCCUCUGCAGCAGUGGAGAAUACAGCCAGAUGUCUUCUCCGGCGCAAACUCGUUCCAAUCUCUUUGGGGAAUGUUCGAGGAUAUGAUGGAAUACUUACCGGAUACUGAGGUCUGCUGCCUGAUUGAUGCGUUGGAUGAAUGUGAAAAGGAAUCAGCGCUGCUGGUAUUGAAGAAGUUUAACAAGCUUAUUGAAGCGAAAUUGACAAUCAAGUUCAUCGCACUAAGCAGGAGACACCCGGAGCAUAUCGCUGAAGCCCUAUUUUCAGCUAUUUCUGUUGAGAUCGAUAGUGAGAUAGCAGCAAAGGACGAUGUCGAACGCUAUAUCAUGGACAGGGUGGGUGAGUUGGCUCAGAAAAAACGGAUCAACAACGAACCAUUGCACGAUAAGAUUAAGGCUGUGUUCCUCGAAAGAGCACAGGAUACGUUUUUAUGGGUCAGUUUCAUGACGCAUGAUCUUCUUCAGAAGACAGUGGUACAAAUCGAAGCGGCACUGGACCAGCUACCGACUGGCCUUGACGCGGUUUACGACCGAAUUCUUGGGCAAGUUGACCCUGGAAAAGCAGAGAUCAUAUCAAAACUGCUGGGCUGGGUCGCACUGGCUGUAAGGCCACUUGCUGUGUCGGAAAUCUGUGAAGCGCUGUAUAUCCAAUCUACGCCCUUCAAUGGGCGUGAACAAGUAUGUCUGGAUUAUAUAAGAGCUUGCGGGCACUUACUUCAAGUCACACAGGUCGAGGCUUGCGCAUUUUGGUUAAUGGACGAAAUGAGAAAUGCAUGUGUAGAUGAUUUUGAGCGCUACCACGACUGGUCAUUGUCGAGGAAUUUCAACUGUCCGCUUGGUCUUUAUGCCGUUUGUUACUGGGAUUAUCAUUUUUUGCAGGUUUCCGACUAUGGGGCAUUUGCCCGGCUGCAUGAGGAUUUCUUCAGUGAGAGAUCGGCUCUCCGAGGAAACUGGUACAUUUGCCGGGGUGGUGUCUAUUUUUCCGGUAAUCAAUUACUGUUGGGCGUCGCGUGCGAGUUCGGCUGGGAGGGUCCAGCGCGGCGGCUGCUGCAAUUGAGGACGGAGCAGUUUGGCAGUCGCGAAGUCGAAGUCUAUGUCAACCAAAAAAUCGGAUACGGCAUGACCGCGCUGCAUUGGGCCUGUGAAUUCGGUCGUCUCAACAUGGUGACGCUCCUGCUUGAAUAUGGGGCAGAUCCUACAAAGAGGGACCGAAGAAAAGUCGCGGUGUUGCAUGAUUACUGUAGUAAGUUCGAUGAGCCAGCCACUUUCGCCCAGAUGAUGGCAAGUAGAGGCGCCAAGGAAGUGCUGGAAGCGGAAGGAGGAGAAAUUCUCUCUAAAGCUGCUCUUUAUAGCCGGGCAAACGUGUGUCGUUUAUUGAUUGAAACCUAUGGGGUGCCCGUCGACGCGAAAGACAGACACGGGGACACAGCACUCGGCAGCGCCCUGCGAACCGGAAACAUGGAACUUGCACACACUUUUGUCAACGAGUGGCGCGCAAGCACUGAUGACCAUUGGCAUCUACUACAAAGCGUCUUGGGGCAGUUUUCAUAUCGUAAUUGUUCCGCUGAUACUGUUUUCCGAAACCUUGUACAGAUCAUCAAGCAGUGGGGCAUCAGCAUCAAUUCGUCGGACCCUGUCUCUGGAAAAGGUCUCGUACAUCAGAGGCUCAUGCUAUACCCGGUUCUGGAUGGAGGACACUUUGUAUCCGCUUUGCGCCUAGAAGAGCUUGAAUUGCUUUUCCGUCUUGGGCUCGAUCUGUCCGCACAAGAUCACUGGGGGAACACCAUCUUGCAUAACAUGUUCUACUCGCUAGACGUGUGUUUUUUGAACAGGACAGAAGGCAUGGAUGUACUCCAGCUUCUUCUGCAAGAUGAGCGCCUCAAUGUCGAUGCCAUGAACGUCGACGGCGAAACGGCUCUGCAUGUAUUUGUUUCCUCCCUCUGGACGAGCAGGACCUAUUAUUAUCAACUAGAAAUCCACAGCAAAGGUUCGUGGCAAAUGGUCAAAAAUUUACUGGACCUGGGCGCCGACCGGAAUUUAAAAAACAAGAAAGGCAAGUCUCCUUUAGGCCUGGCUUACGAAGGUCUAGAUAGCGAGUGGGAAAACUACUCAAGCUCGGGCUCGACAUCUCCAUCGUGUCUUUCAAUCUCGUCGGACGAGGCUGAUAUGGUACACGAAUGCAAGGUGAAUUUAUUUAAUGUUCUGUGCACCUACGCAACAGUCCCUCUGUUUGGUCCCACGCAGGAAAAGGUUGAGGCGGAGACAGCAGAUUCUCAGAAUGGAGAAGAAAAUACUAUCCAAGUAUUGAGCGCAGGAGCCAAAAGCUCUGGCAGAGCGCUACACUAUGUGAGCUCUUUCGUCCACGACCAGAGGGGAAGGUGGUUUGGUCGACGACGCAGGCAGAGGGUACUUGGGAUUCGUGUAUCAAAAGUCACAUCUCCACACACUCUUCGCUGA
Clonostachys solani is the source of this 4557-nucleotide messenger RNA. The record is from the annotation of a GenBank genome assembly. Lineage: Eukaryota; Fungi; Ascomycota; Sordariomycetes; Hypocreales; Bionectriaceae.